AGAGCACCAGACACUGGAAAGGCGUUAUGGCAGGAACCAGUCUAGGGGCCCGCUUCUACCGGCAGAUCAAAAGACAUCCGGGGCUCAUCCCAAUGAUCGGUUUCAUUGGCCUGGGCAUGGGCAGCGCUGCACUCUACUUACUGAGACUGGCCCUACGCAGCCCGGACGUAUGCUGGGACCGGAAGAACAACCCAGAACCCUGGAACCGUUUGAGCCCCAAUGACCAAUACAAGUUCCUUGCGGUUUCCACUGACUAUAAGAAGCUGAAGAAGGACCGGCCAGACUUCUAAACAGACUGGGUUCAUGAGUUCGAUGUAAACCACACACUCAUUUCUUCCAUUCCCUGCUCUCAGACCCUGGGGCAUCAGUCUGGCCAUUCUGUCAAGUUCCUGCUUAUACAGGCUUGGUUCCCACGCAGAGAACGCAACUCCAACCCCCACCAUCCUCCCUCAUUCCCAUCAGCGGAAGCGCCUCUGACCCUUGGAUUGAGUCCCACAUGGGGGAGGGGAGUCAGGGCGGCAAGCAGCAGCUGGGUCCAACCCAAAGGGCCCAAGCCAGCCCCUCUGCUCUCCUACCCUGUACUUGCAGGGUGUGGUGCAAGCUACGUGUUAAGCGUGGCCUACGUGAGCCAACAGCAAGCAGGGACCUGAGUGCCAAGAGACGUGGCAGGCCCCAUGUUAACCCAGGCUCUGGGUGCCUGCCCAGGGGUGGUGCUGCUCAGGCUCGACUGGGCUCGUCGCCUAUGCCCAGCCUGCCUAGGCUGAGGCACCCAUGCCAUGUUACAUGCUCCUCCCUUGCCCAAGCCUGCUGCCUCCCACACCAAUAGCACCCCCUCCCUGUACGCACCUGGCCUUCCCCCAGCAGCUUCCCACUGCUCCUCUCCCCUCCCUUCCCUUGCUCCCUUCUGUCCCAGGGGAUCAAACAGAAGCAGCCGUGGGCAAAAUACAAUUUCAUUUAACAAAUUGAA
This is a messenger RNA of Marmota flaviventris (yellow-bellied marmot), 967 nucleotides long. RefSeq names its product NDUFA4 mitochondrial complex associated like 2 (gene Coxfa4l2). The record is from RefSeq and is a predicted model, not a curated record. NCBI's taxonomy places the organism in Eukaryota, Metazoa, Chordata, Mammalia, Rodentia, Sciuridae. Gene Ontology annotation, cellular component: respiratory chain complex IV.